AUGGUUUACCGCAUUCUUGCGUUGCUCCUGACCUCUGCCUUGAGCGGCGCUUUUUACCUACGAAUUAAACGACCUGUUCAGCAUUCCACUAUAUCGUCCAUCCAUUCCCUCCUGAAGCCCGCUAACGUUCGUCUGGCUUCACUCCUAUAUGCUCGCGCCCGUCCUAAUGAACGCCUUAUCAGGGCUUUCGCCCUCACCAAUACUUUUGUCAAAGACGACGAGCUUUCCCAUGCGCGAUUCCGAAACAGAGCACAGGGUCUUCUUAAUAAGGCCAGUGACUGGCAUCGUUUCAAACGAAUUGCAGACUAUGCAGUCCUGUCGUCUCUCCCAUCCACCGUAGUCCGUGUUGACACGUUCGUACAGGCGGUGACGUUACGAGUAAUCUUAGUAGGCUUGCUUGGCACCGAAGACGCAGAGGACGCCUCUUUUCCUCCAUCUUCCAUCGAGACCGUUUCAUCUCUGAUCACAAAGCUAUGGGCUCUAUCCAAGCACCCUAAACCUAUUGAUCCCACCCUCUUACCCCUUCUAAAGCGACAUCUACACGUGCUAGUGCCAGAUACCGACGCCUAUCCCAACCCCCUGGAUUUCGUUAUACCUACCUGGGAAACGACUGUGGCGAGUCGUCACCACGACGUUCGCACACAACUGCAUGCGAACCCCUGCAUAACCCAGUUCCGCUUUCAUGGCUGUGACCCAAGUGCGGAGAGUAUCAUCACUGAGGCAAUGCGUCUUCAUCCCCCAUCCAAACACAUCUCGCGUUUGGUUUCGUCUCUUCCCUCGUUCUUACCCCGCUGGAUGUCGUCGCGCUUCUUUGAGACGCUCCACGUUGCGGAUAUUUGGGCAGUGCAUUACUCUCCAGCCAUCUGGGGGUCUACAGUCGAGACGUUUGAUCCUUCGCGUCACACGAUGCGUACGCCAGAGCAGGAGGAAGCCUUUCUGGCCUUUGGUUAUGGCAGGCUACAGUGUGUGGCCAAGAAUUGGGCACCGAUGGCUGCUGCAACUAUCCUGUCAUCCAUCCUUGCUGGCGUUGACGAGAAUUACCGGGUCAAAGCAGGAAGAGGUAUCGGAGGAAGGGAUGGCUGGGAUGGCUGGGAGAUCGUAGCGUUGACCGCCGGUCUCUAA
Molecule: messenger RNA, 1122 nt
Organism: Desarmillaria tabescens
Lineage: Eukaryota; Fungi; Basidiomycota; Agaricomycetes; Agaricales; Physalacriaceae
Exons: 2
Coding region: 1-1122 (373 amino acids)
Molecular function (GO): iron ion binding; oxidoreductase activity, acting on paired donors, with incorporation or reduction of molecular oxygen; monooxygenase activity
Source: RefSeq, a predicted model, not a curated record